Molecule: messenger RNA, 907 nt
Organism: Lepisosteus oculatus (spotted gar)
Lineage: Eukaryota; Metazoa; Chordata; Actinopteri; Semionotiformes; Lepisosteidae
Product: regulator of G-protein signaling 21-like
Source: RefSeq, a predicted model, not a curated record
UGCAGCAGAGAUAUUUUAGUGUGACAAAGAGCAAGAGCUGAUCUUCUGGAAUAAAACCCAAGAUGCCAGGAUUAAUGUUUUCUCAGUCAGUCACAGCACCACUGAAAGAAUCUGAUCACAUGAGUAUGGAGCAGAAUGAUAAAAAGAAGGCAAAGAAUUUGGGAAAAGACUUCAUGUGUCGUCUGCAGUCCAUGUUCUCAAAUACAACAUCCACUGAUGAAUCUUCAAAACACUCAAGACUUAACCAAGAAGAAAUCCUGUUUUGGUCUCAAUCACUGGAGAAACUACUUGAUUCUAAAUAUGGAAUGACUAUGUUUCGGGCAUUUCUGAAAUCUGAAUUCAGUGAUGAGAACAUUGAAUUCUGGCUGACAUGUGAGGACUACAAGAAAAUUAAGUCUUCUUCCAGGAUGACGUCUAAGGCUAAAAAGAUUUAUGAGCAAUACAUUCAAACUGAGGCUCCAAAGGAGAUUAACAUUGACCAUCAGACAAGAGAAGUUAUCAAAGCGAACGUGUUGGCACCCACCAUAAACUGUUUUGACGAAGCUCAAAAAAUUGUCUACAGCCUAAUGGAAAGAGACUCUUAUCCCAGGUUUCUGAGAUCUGACAUUUACAAGAGUCUGUCAAGCAAGCCAGAUUCAGUCAAAGGGUGAAGGAUGUUCUCAGGAAAACCAUGAAAAUGAUCAGCCCAGGCUUCUGACGGAAACUCAAGGAUUAACAUCCAGAAGAACACGUGAUGGGGCUCUCCAAAAGCUUCAGUGAAGAUGGAGAUGAGAUGCUGUGUAGCAGCACGAGGACUGGACCCUUCCAAACACAAGUAAUUGAAAGAGAAAGAAGAACGUAUGGACAACUGCAAGUGAGGAGAAAUGUAUGAAUAACUCGUGCAGUAUGAACAUCCUACAAGAACAAA